GGCGGGCCAGGCGGCGCUUGUUUGCGCUUGUUCAAUUGCUCUUUGGUGUUUAUUUUUUUUUUGUUACUGAUACAUUUCGUAGCGCGUCUUGGAAAUAACGAAUAAUAAAUGAAUAUAGUGUGUAGUGUUUGUUUAUGUGUUUUAUGGUAUUUAAAUAUGCCUUGUGUGCUUGUGAAUUUGUGGUAAAAAUGCGCCAAAAAGCAAACAUCGGCUUUACUUCGACAACAACAACAAUAACGAAACCCAAGUGCGUGCAGCACAGCAACAACAAGCAGAACAAGAACGGUGCGAAGCUAAUGCCAAAAUUAGCCGGUAUAGUCAGAGCACUUGUUUGAGUUCUCUCUCCUCGCUUAUCGCAAAAAAAAAACCAAAAAAAAAAGCCGAAAAAAAUAUCGAACAUAAAAUCGAAAUCGAAACGGAGCAGCAACAAGUCCAGGCAGCCAACGUAAAAGAAGAAGACGAAGCAACAGUGCGUACAACAAAAUGUACACAUGACAACAACAACAUCGAGCAUCCUGUAUGUGUAUGUGUUGUGUGCGCGCGAGUGCGUGUGUGUGUAUGUGAGUUGAUUUUUGCCACACGCCUGGUGGAGGAGGGGGAAAAGAUGCGUAAACUGUCAUCGUCGUUGAGUCGCAAUCAUUAUUUUGUGAUUGGCUUGGCCCUGGGCCUGGUGCUCAGCUGUUGCAUACCGCAGGACAUUAGGCAGCUGGUGCAGCAGGAGGAAUGCCCACAGGAGGUGGCCGAGAAUUUGCUCAUCGAACGUUUUGGCCAGGACUUUGAGCCGCAUUUGAAUUUGAUCAGUAAGCCGCUGUCGGCUAAAAAGCCGGUAAAAAAUGUGCUGCGACCACGCUACUACUCCUCGGAGCUGGGGAUACGGGAAAAGAUCUUCAUUGGUGUGAUGACCUCACAGGAGAACAUCAACAGCUAUGCGACAGCGUUCAAUCGCACCACCGCCCAUCUGGUCAACAAAAUGAAGUUCUUCAUCAAUGCGGACAGUGUUAAGACCAACUAUGAGCUGAAGAAUAUCGUUGGCUUCACGGACACACGCGAGAGUCGUCGUCCGUUCCAUGUGAUCAAAUAUAUUGCCGACAACUAUUUGGAUGAUUAUGAUUAUUUUCUGCUCGUUACCGAUAAUGUGUAUGUCGAUGCGCGUAAACUGAAUGCGCUGCUCUAUCACAUGAGCAUCACCUUUGAUCUGUAUAUGGGAGGCACACGAAUACGCGCAUCAUCAACAAAUGCUGGUGGAGUGGCGCCUGGAGCAGAGAAUGAAUCGAAUGCUGAUGAUGAUCAUGAUGAUGGAGGAGAUGCCGCUGCCGGCGACGAUGGAGGAGGUGGCGAUAGCGACGGCGGUGGUCUCAGUGAUCGCAACUAUUGCGCCCUCGAGGCGGGAAUUCUCUUCAGCAGCAGUGUCAUCCGCAAGAUGCGCAACAAUCUGGAUCGGUGUGUGCGCAUUGGCAGCACCAACGAUCACAGCGUCAACAUUGGACGGUGUGUCAAGUAUGCCAGUCAUGUGUCCGGUUGCCAGGAAACAUUUCAGGGUAUGCGACAAUACAGCUACGCUUUAAACACCAAGACGCGUCAGUAUAAGGAUCUCAGUCUGCUGGCCAAGGAGCCGGCAUUCCUUAAUGCAACCACCGUGUAUCCGGUGCAGACGCCCGAGGACUUUUAUCGCCUGCACGCUUAUUAUUCCAAGCACCAUCUGGAGCUGGUGCAACAGCGUGGCUAUGAGCUGGAACAGAAAUCGUAUCGCAUUGCGAAUGGCAGCAUAUCGAACAAGAUACUCGAGAUACGCUGGCCGCUGGGCGUGCCACCGCCAAGUGCACCGGAGACGCGACACGAUAUGCUGACGUGGCAACUCUUGAAUGGGACACACAGUUUUCUGCCCAAUGCGAAUGCAAAUGCGGAUCAUGCUGUCUCCCCCCUCAGUCGGAUCGAUGCCCUCGACUUUGAGAAAGUGCUGGAGAUAGCGCUGCAAUAUGCGACACAAAAGCAUCCCAAGCUCCACUAUCACAGUCUGCACAGUGCGUACCGAAAGUUUGAUGCCACACGUGGCAUGGACUAUCAGUUGCAUUUGAAUCUGUAUGAGGGCCCAACACCCAAGCGAUUGCAGCUGAAGAGCUUUGAGGUCGUCAAGCCGCUGGGACGUGUCGAGGUUGUCCCAUCGCCCUAUGUCACCGAGAGCACAAGGAUUGCCCUGUUGGUGCCAUCGUUUGAGCAUCAGGUGCCCGAUGCCCUCGACUUUGUGGCGCAAUAUGAACGCAUUUGCAUGCACAACCAGAGCAACACCUUUCUCUUGCUGAUCUUUCUUUAUCGCCUCGACUCGCCCAGCAAAGGCGACGAUGAUCCCUUCAAGGCGCUGAAGAAGCUCGCACUGGAAUUGUCAUCCAAAUACAAGACAGAUGGCUCUCGCAUUGCCUGGGUCUCCAUCCGCCUGCCCGCUGAUCUAAGCGCUCCCGUUGCCGCCGACGAUUGGCUGCUCCACGCCUCCAUGUAUGGACCGAGGCAGCUGUUGAGCUUGGCUGUUGCCGAUCUGGCACUGCCCAAGCUCGGUCUCGAGUCGCUGGUGCUACUCGCGACGCCGAGCAUGAGUUUUCGCACCGAUUUCCUCAAUCGAGUGCGCAUCAACACAAUACAGGGCUUUCAGGUGUAUGCCCCGAUCGGCUUUCAGCUCUAUCCCUGCAAUUGGGCGCACUUCUGCAAGGAGUGCGACAACUGCGACAUUAGCCAGAGCAGCGGCUACUUUGAUCGCCACAAUCACGAUGUCAUCGCCUUCUACAGUCGCGACUAUGUGCAGGCACGCAAACUGAUGGCGCCGCUGGGUCUGCCCAUCAUGCACACAGAUCUGGACAUUGAGCAGCUGCUGCAGUCGCCGCAGCGUCCGGCCGGAGUGGAGAGUAUACUCGACAUGUUUGUGGCCGCCCAGCACACAGUGCACAUACUGCGAGCCGUGGAGCCACAUCUGCGCUUCGGUCUCGAUGUGCGACAGCAUUUGGCACGAGGCGGCGAGCUGCCGAUGCCGCUGCCCAGUCGAUGUGGGCGGGAGCAGUGCAUCCAUUUGGCGUCGCGCAAACAGAUUGGCGAUGCCAUCAUACGCUACGAGGACAAAAGUAUUUUGCAAAAAUAAUUAGUAGACAGAAGAGAGAAAUGAGAAAACAACUGUUAUACACAAAACCAAUAUCAUUCAGUUCCUUUAUAAACUUAUAUUUCCAAGUGUAUGUGUGUGAGUGUGUUAGGAGAUUGUAAGUGUGUGAGUGUGUUAGGAGAUUGUAUGUGUGUGUGUUAAGUUCUAGGCAAUUUUUGUGGGUGACCUGUAAGCUGUAAAGAAAAGAGCGUGAGUUUAGACAGUAAGCGACCCUUUUAUAGACUAUUUCAAUUUCAAUAUAGUAAUAAUUUAUUUUACAAAUAUUAUUAUAUAAUAGUAUUUUAAUGUAUUUUAUUUGAUUAGUUCUUUUUUACAUCAAAUAUUGAUAACGACUCUCAAAUUCACGCUCUUCCUUUGGGCUACAGGGUAUCUCGCAGUCGUUUCGAUGCGUGUGCAUGCCUUUGCUUUAAAGUGAAACUUUUAAUGCUCAAAAUGGUAGACAAGAAUUGUUAUAUUUUUAGGACAGAGGAGGAGGAGGGAAGAUGAGGAGGCGGAAGCGGAGGAGAACGUGUAGCUGCCAAACAAAAUGCUUGCUUAAGUUUAAUCGUAAUCGCAUAAAUUAUAUUUGUACUAAAUGUUGAACGUAAGCUAUUUGAAAUGGGGGAAGCGGGUGGGGUGUAUAACAGUUGUAGAACAGUAGCACAGUAGCACAGUCAUAUUAAGCACAUGUACACAACAACGCCAUUAGCCAAUAUUCAGGGGCCAACAAUCAAUCAAUCAAUCUAUCGAUGUAUCGUCACUCUCAACCAAUUUAGCAAAUGUAAAUAAUUUAUUUAUGUUAUAAUUGUAAUUGUAACUUGCCAGGGCACAGCAAGAAUUCCUAUUAAUAUAACAUAGUAUACAAUACACAUACAUACCUACAUAUGUAUAUAGCUAAGUGUUAUACUAUAUGUAUGUUAUACAUUUAUCGUUUAAGUCAUACAAAAGUGGCUGUAAUGUAACUGCAACGUCGAAUGUCGAAUGCCACCUUAGCCAAACACAAUCAACAAAAGUGGGCCAGAAAUCUUGCCUCUCCCAGCUACCCAGCUACAGCACGCAACUGUUAUACGCGCUGCUCUUUAUCAAUUAAAUGUUAUCGCUAUCGCUACCCAUUCAAUUGAGGUAAUUGUAAAUCAAGCUUAUCUGUCUGUUUAUGGAAACUGUUAUACGCCCACUAUCAGACUAAUUUGCCAACUGUUAUACGAAAACGCACUUCAGCCUUAGACAUCGAAUAAGUUAGUUGCCUGCCAGUUUCCUUUUUGCAAAUCUGAUCUAUUCUAUCUAUAAACUACAAUUAUUUUGCAUACACAUUUUUUAUUGUAUAUU
Messenger RNA from Drosophila albomicans, 4447 nucleotides. It is a transcript of the gene Chpf, whose product is annotated as chondroitin sulfate glucuronyltransferase. The record is from RefSeq and is a predicted model, not a curated record. Lineage: Eukaryota; Metazoa; Arthropoda; Insecta; Diptera; Drosophilidae. Gene Ontology annotation, molecular function: glucuronosyl-N-acetylgalactosaminyl-proteoglycan 4-beta-N-acetylgalactosaminyltransferase activity. The transcript has 6 exons. Gene Ontology annotation, cellular component: Golgi cisterna membrane. Bases 605 to 3124 code for a protein of 839 amino acids.